Molecule: messenger RNA, 614 nt
Organism: Staurois parvus
Lineage: Eukaryota; Metazoa; Chordata; Amphibia; Anura; Ranidae
Source: the annotation of a GenBank genome assembly
AUUCAUAUACUAUAUUGCAAAAAGUAUUGGGACACCCCCCCAAAUCAUUAGAUUCAGGUGUUCCAAUCACCUCCAUUGCCAGUGGUGUAUAAACUCAAGCACCUAGGCAUGCAGGCUGCUUCUACAAUCAUUUGUGAAAGAAUGGGUCAAUCUCAGGAGCUCAGUGAAUUCAAGCGUGGUACCAUGAUAGGUUGCCACCUGUGCAAUAAGUCCAUCCGUGAAAUUUCCUUGCUAUUAAAUAUUCCACGGUCAACUGUUAGUGGUAUAACAAAGUGGAAGCAACUGGGAACAGCAACUCAGCCACCAAGUGGUAGGCCACGUAAAAUGACAGCGAGGUCAGCACAUGCUGAAGUGCACAGAAGUAGCCAACUGUCUGCAGAGUCAAUAGCUAAAGACCUCCAAACUUCAUGUGGCCUUCAGAUUAGCACAACGGCACAUAGAGAGCUUCAUGGAAUGGGUUUCUAUGGCCGACCAGCUGCAUCCAAGCUUUACAUCACUAGUGCAAUGCAAAGCAUGCCACCACUGGACUCUAAAGCAUUGGAGACGUGUUCUCUGAAGUGAUGAAUUACAUUUCUCUGUCUGGCAAUCUGAUGGACGUGUCUGGGUUUGGCAGU